CUUCAGCUCCCUCAUCCUCCCCAAAACCUUAUCCUCCCAAGAAAAAAAAAGGAAACCCAAAAAAAAUCUCAAAAAAAUGGCAGCCUCAUCUCUCCUCUCUCCAAAUCUUAUCUCCUCAAACCCUAAAGCCCUAAACCUCUCCUCUCCUCUCCUCUUUUCAAAACCCAGCUUGUCAUUCUCAGUCUCUUCUUCAUUUGUGCCUUUGAAAUUGGGGAAAAGGGGGUUAGGGUUGGGGUUUGUGAGGAAAGUUGCUGCUGUGCCGUCGGAGUACGAGGAGGAGGUGGAGGAGGAGGAGGAGGUUGGGAGUGGAGUCGACGCGAGCUUUUCGCCGGAUUUGAAGCUGUUUGUGGGGAAUUUGCCGUUUACUGUGGAUAGCGCUGAGCUUGCUGGGCUUUUUGAUAGUGCUGGGAAUGUUGAGAUGGUUGAGGUUAUCUAUGACAAGCUAACUGGAAAGAGCCGAGGUUUUGGAUUUGUGACAAUGUCUACUGUUGAGGAGGUUGAGGCAGCUUGCCAGCAGUUUAAUGGUUAUGAAUUCAAAGGCCGAACAUUGAGGGUGAACUCAGGACCACCACCUCCAAGAGAGGAGCGCCCAUCAAGGGGUUUCCGAAGCGAAGGUGGAGGAGGUGGUGGCAGUUUCAAUGCUGCCAACAGGCUCUAUGUUGGUAACCUCUCAUGGGGUGUUGACAAUUUGGCUCUCGAGAACCUUUUCAGUGAACAAGGCAAGGUUGUGGAUGCCAAGGUUGUGUAUGACAGAGAAAGCGGCAGGUCAAGGGGAUUUGGCUUUGUCACUUACAACACUGCUGAGGAGGCCAAUAACGCUAUUUCAAACCUCGAUGGCUCUGACUUAGAUGGCAGAACUAUUCGGGUCACAGUAGCAGAAGCAAGGCCACCAAGACGUGAGUUUUGAUUGUUUACUCAAUAACGUAUGCAUAUCCUCAAGAACGUUUUGGCAACCAAACUCGAUACACUUCAUUCGGGUGGGUUCUAUACUCGUGAUGGGCGAGCUAUGGGCGAGCUAUUUUUGUAUUAGAUCUAACGGGCAUCUCGAAUAUUUCUCAUAGGCUUCAUAUGUGAAAGUUUCUUAGCCUCUAUAGGGAUGUGAACUUGGUUUUUUUAUAGGAUUUCAAGUUUAAAAGGUAUAAUCUGAUGCCUCACUGUCUAUGGUUUUGUUCUUGUGUUGCUUGAAGUUUAAAUAGAUUGAACUGGAGAGUGACUUUUGGGAGCAUUGCCUUAUAGAAGUAGCAAAAUUUAUGCUUUUGAAAUUGAGUUA
Asparagus officinalis (garden asparagus) is the source of this 1270-nucleotide messenger RNA. Its product is annotated as 29 kDa ribonucleoprotein A, chloroplastic-like. The record is from RefSeq and is a predicted model, not a curated record. Gene Ontology annotation, molecular function: mRNA binding. Gene Ontology annotation, cellular component: cytosol. Lineage: Eukaryota; Viridiplantae; Streptophyta; Magnoliopsida; Asparagales; Asparagaceae. Bases 77 to 907 code for a protein of 276 amino acids. The transcript is spliced from 4 exons.